ACAGUGUCAUCAGCUAAUUAAUGCCAAUAUCACGGGAACUAGGCACCGAAUACUCAAAAAAAAAGAAGAACAUUAGUCCCAAUUUUCUUUCGGAUUUCGUUAAUUAAAUUGUAUAAAUUUUAUUCGUUUAAUUGAUUCGGUGGAUCGAGUGCGGUGUUUUACGUUUCACAUUUUAACUAUUCCAAUUCAUAUCAAUCAAAUUUUAUUGUAAAUCAUGUGGUCCGAUACAGUACUGAUUAUAUUUAUUUCGUUGUGUACGGCAUUUUUGGGUGAAGGAUUGACGUGGCUGCUAGUCUAUCGAACAGAUAAAUUUCAAAAACUAAAGACUGAAAUCGAAAAACAAAGCAAAAAAUUGGAAAAGCGGAAAGAGACGUUGGGCGAUUCGCUGGACAAGCAACACAAGAAGAAAAUCGAACGUGAUGAAGAAAAACUGAAGAAUAAUAAUCGAGAUUUGUCUUUGGUGAAGAUGAAGUCAAUGUUGGCCACCGGUUUUGCGUUCACUGCUCUUCUCAGCAUGUUCAACAGCAUUUUUGAUGGUCGAAUUGUAGCUCGAUUGCCGUUUUUGCCGAUAUCAUGGAUCCAAGGUUUGAGCCAUCGAAAUUUGCCCGGCGAUGACUACACUGAAUGUUCCUUCAUAUUUUUGUACAUUCUCUGCACCAUGUCAAUCCGACAGAAUAUCCAGAAAUUGCUCGGUUUUGCACCAUCACGAGCAGCUAGCAAACAAAGUGGCGGUCUCUUUGGCGCUGCACCUGGCCAAUUUAAAUAAGCCAUGCUCUGCCAUCCAACUACUCAAAAUACGUGUAUUUUUCACUAAAUGCAAUAAAAUGCCAAGAAAAUGAUUAAACAGAACAAAGAAAAAAGUCGAAACGAAGCGAAACCAACGUUUAAGGUGAAUUUAGAUGAAAUUUAAGUAAAUAAUAAUAAAGAAAAAAUUGUACUUGGAAUCAAUCGAAACAAAAACAGAAAAACUAUUCAACGUACAAAAUAAACGAAUUGAAACUAA
Messenger RNA from Sitodiplosis mosellana (orange wheat blossom midge), 1003 nucleotides. Its product is annotated as calcium load-activated calcium channel. Gene Ontology annotation, cellular component: endoplasmic reticulum membrane; cytoplasm; endoplasmic reticulum. Bases 215 to 766 code for a protein of 183 amino acids. Gene Ontology annotation, biological process: endoplasmic reticulum calcium ion homeostasis. Lineage: Eukaryota; Metazoa; Arthropoda; Insecta; Diptera; Cecidomyiidae. Gene Ontology annotation, molecular function: calcium channel activity. The record is from RefSeq and is a predicted model, not a curated record. The transcript has 4 exons.